CGUAAAAAGUAGCUUUACAGGCAGGUGUCUGUAAAGGUCAAGGUUGCUGAAAUGGCUUUCUUACAACUGAGGAAAUUUAAUUUCUUUGACAAGGAGACUGUAAAAGAUCCAGAGACUUCCCAGAUAUUUGACGGUCUUAAGGAUCUAAAUAUAUCAGCAUGUGUAAGUGGAAGAGGUCAGCUGAUCAUUGGUGAUUUUGAGGGUUCUAUCUACAUGUUGUCAAGGGAACUAAAAAUCACAUCAUUUACAGCAUAUAACAUCAGGGUAUCUCAUCUGUUUCAGAUGAAACAAAGCAACCUCUUGAUAUCUAUUGGUGAGGAUGAACAAGGUACAAACCCAUUAAUUAAAGUCUGGAAUCUAGAAAAGCUAGAAAAAGGUGUCCCAUUUGUUACUAGAAUCUGCCGAGCAAUACCAGCCAACAAACCAACCCCGGUCACAUGUUUCACUGUCCAUGAAAAUCUCAACUGGAUGGCAGUAGGAUUUGAAAAUGGUAGUGUGGUAUUGUUUAAAGGUGAUGUCAAAUCUGAUAGGCACAGUAAACAGACGGUGAUAUAUGAAAAUCCUAAACCAAUUACUGGAUUGUCUUUCAAAACUUCGGGAAAGAAUGUAAUACUGUUUGUAGUUACAGAGUCGGUGAUAUUGUCUAUUAAUGUUACAGCUAAAGAUACAGCUAAAGAUAGAAAUGUGAAUACAUUGGAUGAGAUAGGAUGUAAACUAGGAUGUUCAGUAAUGAGUGAUGUUAGUCAAGAUAAUCACUUUGUCAUUGGUCGGGAUGACGCAUUAUACUUUUACCAGCCAGAUGGUAAAGGACCUUGCCUGGCGUUUGAAGGGGAAAAGUUUCAGCUUCAUUGGUUUAGAGGCUACCUUGUCAUUGUAGGCAAAGAAAGUAAAUCAUUCCCAAAAGUGCCAAUGAUACGUUCUGGUCACAAUAUGGACAUGCAUAUAGUGACUGUUUAUGAUAUACAAAACAAGUUUAUUGCCUACACAGCACCAUAUCCAGAUGUGAUAGAUGUUGUUAGUGAAUGGGGAUCCUUGUAUAUAAUAGCUGGAGAUAGGAAGGUGUAUCAGUUACAAGAAAAAGAUACUCAGACCAAAUUGGAGAUGUUGUUUAACAAGAAAAACUAUACACUGGCAAUCAGUUUAGCAAAGAGUCAGCAAUAUGAUCAGGAUGGACUGAUAGAUAUAUUCACACAGUAUGGUGACCAUCUAUACAAGAAGGGCGAUCAUGACGGGGCUAUUGAUCAAUAUAUCAAAACCAUUGGCAAACUAGAAGCUUCAUAUGUAAUCAGAAAGUUUCUAGAUGCUCAAAGGAUUCACAACUUAACAAAAUACCUACAAGCAUUGCAUACAGCAAGAAUGGCCACAGAGGAGCAUACUACACUGCUUCUUAAUUGUUACACUAAACUCAAAGAUGUCUCAAAACUUGAUGAAUUUAUCAUGACAAAGGAUCGUGAGGUAGAUUUUAAUGUGGAGACAGCUAUCAAGGUGUGUAGACAAGCAGGCUAUUAUAAACAUGCUUUAUUCCUGGCCAAUAAGCAUCAGCUACAUGAGUGGUACCUUAAAAUACAACUUGAUGACAUCAAAGAUUACCAAAAAGCUCUCGAGUAUAUCGGAAAAUUGGAAUUUGCUGAGGCAGAGGAGAAUUUAAAGAAGUAUGGUAAGAUGUUUAUGGCUGAGAGACCACAGGAAACUACAGAAUUGUUGAAGAGACUGUGUACAGACUAUAAACCCACUGACAGACCCCUUGUGGAGGCAGUUGAACUAGAAGGAAGCCGGUCACCAGGUGAAGUGUGCAGGGCACCGGCAGAGCAGUUUAUUCAUAUAUUUGUGAAUAACUCGGCUAAACUUAUUGAGUUUUUAGAACAUAUGAUCUCUGUGUAUAGAAAUUCACCAAGUCUACUUUACAACACACUAAUAGAACUUUACUUACAUGAAAACAAACAGGCAAAUGAGAAGAAGAUUCUAGACAUUCUGAAAAAUCCAGAGGCAAAUUAUGAUUUGGACCAAGCAUUAGUACUGUGUCAGAUGAACAACUUUAAGGCUGGAAUUCUCUGCUUGUAUGAAAAAGCAAGACUGUACCAGCAAAUUCUAAGAUACCAUAUGGAUUGUGAUGCCCAUGAUCUUGUCAUACAAACUUGCAAGACUUACGGAACACAAGACACAAAUCUGUGGGUGCAGGCAUUGUCAUAUUUUUCCAAAAAAGAGAACCUGAAAAGCCAGCUAGGAAUUGUUCUUCAGCAUAUUGAUAAAAUGAACUUGCUGCCACCAUUGCUAGUUAUUCAGACAUUAGCUCACAGUUCCACGGCAACCUUGUCUGUUAUCAAGAACUAUGUUAUACGUAAACUACAGUCAGAAAAUGAACAAAUUGCUGAGGAUGAACGUCUUAUAAAACAGUACCAGGAUGAUACUGAGAAAAAACGGCAACAAAUUGAAGAAUUAAAAUCUACGGCAAAGAUAUUUCAGAAUACAAAAUGUAGUGUGUGUCAUCAUCCACUAGAUCUUCCUACAGUACAUUUCCUGUGUGAACCUCACUCCUUCCAUCAACAUUGUUUUGAAAGUUAUGCUGAGAGUGAUACAGAAUGUCCUGUAUGCAGUGUAGAAAACAGGAAAAUCAUGGAUAUGAUAAGGGCGCAGGAGCAUGGUAGAGAUUUACACGAGACAUUCCAUAACCAAUUGGAGAGGGCACCUGAUGGUUUCUCCGUAGUUGCUGACUACUUUGGGCGAGGUGUAUUUAACAAGGUUACAGUUAUCACAGACUCCCCGGCAAGACUUGCUAGCGUGGCAAACAAAUACUCCUCGUAGCACUCUACCUGUAGAUGUACAUCUAUCCAAAUAUAUUGAUUAAAGUAGUAACAAAUUGAACAAGUGCUGGACACUAAAUAACCAGACCUAUUUUGAAAUGUCUCAAUUUUAUUCAGUCAGGGUUAUGGACAAUUGUGCCACAAGUUUUUUAUACAAAAGAUACAUCUAAAAAAUAUUCAAUCCAAAUUGUCAGACAAUUAGAUAAGUGCAAUGACAUGUUGUUAGUUUAAAUUUGUGUUUUUAGUUUUGACAAUUUAAAAACUAUUUUUUUUACAUUAAAAUAGAAUAACAUGUACUACUUCAUACAUCUAUCAUAUACAUGUUAGAUGUUUUGUUUUAUAGCAAAUAAAAUGUUUGUGAUGUGAAAGAUGCAUAUCAUGCAUUUAAAUUGAGUCCUUCAAAAUGUCAAAAAUGAUUAACUUAACCAAAUAAUUUUAUUUGCUGCAUUACUUAACCUGUUCUGAAUUUUAGACUGUCCAGUGAAAAAAAUAUUUCAGGGAUUUGAAGAUCAAAAUAGUAAAAUAUCUAGCAGUUAAUAUAUAAGGUAGAUUUGUUAGAUUGCUGUAUGAUGUAAAAUAACUUAGCUUUAUAUGGAUGACAAAGACUUUCCUAUAAUAGCCAUUUGUAUUCGAGUGUUAUGUUUACACUUGUGUAAUGUUUACACUCGCUGUGUACUGACAUUACACCAACAUAUGUAUCGAGUAUAUAAAUGAGCAUAUAAAUAUAUAUGGGGAAUAUAAGAAAUCACCAAGGCAACAUCUGGCAACAAAUAUUUCUAUCCUACACAGCCUCUGUUUCCACGAAGGACAUUAUAAACUUACAUUACCAGUUGCUAGUUUGCAGCUUUAAAACCUUUGGUGCCAUGUCUAGGAAUGUUUUGAGCUAGGGCUGUGUUUAUUUCUCUUUCUAGUUCAAUAAUAUUGCUUGGCAUUCUAGUUUUGUCAACUUUAUACAGGCUAUGUUAUAUUUGGAAGCUGUUUAAUAAACACAUAUGUGCAAUAUCUAGUUAAUUAUGUUAUAUUUACAAUUUUCUCUUGUAAAGAAUUCUGUUGCUUUAUAGUUUUUUUGUAUUAAAUGCAAAAUCAUAUUCAG
Molecule: messenger RNA, 3894 nt
Organism: Ruditapes philippinarum (Manila clam)
Lineage: Eukaryota; Metazoa; Mollusca; Bivalvia; Venerida; Veneridae
Product: vacuolar protein sorting-associated protein 11 homolog
Exons: 26
Coding region: 52-2802 (916 amino acids)
Biological process (GO): organelle fusion; endosome organization; intracellular protein transport
Cellular component (GO): HOPS complex; endosome
Molecular function (GO): protein-macromolecule adaptor activity; protein binding
Source: RefSeq, a predicted model, not a curated record